AUGUCAUUCGACGCCCCCGGUUCCCCUUUCGGUCCCUCCGACCCCCAAGCCCACCUUCUCAGCGCCUCAUGUCUCGAUCUACUCCUGAUAGAACUGGUACCUAUGGCAGAGAGGCUGGCGAAAGACCUCUCCACGAACGACGGCAAGCAACCGGAUGACGAGGAAGUUAGGGAAACGACAUUCUUUCGUCUUGAGUCGCUCGGGUAUAGAGUUGGACAGGGUCUUGCAGAACGAUUCUCCCGCGACCGUCCUCGUUUUGCCGAUAACCUCGACGUAAUCAAAUUCCUGUGCAAAGAUCUCUGGACAAUUCUCUUCCGGAAGCAAAUCGACAAUCUCAAGACAAACCAUCGGGGUGUCUAUGUUUUGACCGAUCAAGCUUUUCGCCCAUUCUCGAGAAUGAGUAUGGCUGUUCGGACCGAGGCAGUAGCUAUGGCACAAGCGUACUUGUAUUUCCCAUGCGGCGUCAUUCGAGGAGCUCUCGCAAACAUGGGAAUCAGCACUUCAGUACAAGCAGAGACUUCGGAACUGCCGGCGGCAACAUUCCAAAUAAAGACUAUCCAAUCCAAGCCGUGA
Molecule: messenger RNA, 573 nt
Organism: Aspergillus chevalieri
Lineage: Eukaryota; Fungi; Ascomycota; Eurotiomycetes; Eurotiales; Aspergillaceae
Gene: TRS33
Product: trafficking protein particle complex subunit
Exons: 4
Coding region: 1-573 (190 amino acids)
Biological process (GO): regulation of GTPase activity; endoplasmic reticulum to Golgi vesicle-mediated transport
Cellular component (GO): trans-Golgi network; cis-Golgi network; TRAPP complex
Source: RefSeq, a predicted model, not a curated record